AUGUCUGAUGCACGGAUCAGACGCUAUAAACAAGUAAAACGAGCAGGAAAACAAUUUCGUCGUCGAAGAUUUUGGGUCCGACCAGGACGUACAAGCGCUUGGUGGGACAAUUUUGUCAGGCAAACUGUGAUAGAAGAAGAAUGGCGUGAAAAUUUUCGCAUGAGUCGACGUUCUCUCCACGAAUUAGCUGACGAACUUAGACCAUACAUAGAAGGCAAGACAACAAUAAUGCGGUCCCCAGUAGAUGUGGUUAAGCAGGUAGCGGUCACACUCUAUUACUUAAGUGACGAGGGACGUAUGCGAAAAACAGCGAAUGCCUUUGGAUUAUCGCGUCAAGUUGUAUCCAAAAUAAUUCGUAAAGUGUGUAAAGCUAUCACGAUUCGACUUGGACCUGAAUAUAUUAAACUGCCAUUCACAAAAGAAGAUGUUGAGAGGCAUAUCAGGAACUUCCACAGAUUGCACGGCUUUCCUCAAUGUUUGGGCGCAAUUGACGGUACGCAUAUCGAAAUUAGGCAACCAGCAUGUAAUUCCACAGAUUUCAUAAAUAGAAAAGGACGGUAUACAUUAAAUGUUCAAGCUGCAUGUGACUAA
Molecule: messenger RNA, 591 nt
Organism: Xenia sp. Carnegie-2017
Lineage: Eukaryota; Metazoa; Cnidaria; Anthozoa; Malacalcyonacea; Xeniidae
Product: protein ANTAGONIST OF LIKE HETEROCHROMATIN PROTEIN 1-like
Exons: 1
Coding region: 1-591 (196 amino acids)
Source: RefSeq, a predicted model, not a curated record